Messenger RNA from Cynara cardunculus var. scolymus (artichoke), 827 nucleotides. RefSeq names its product non-specific lipid-transfer protein-like protein At5g64080. The coding region runs from base 76 to 624 and encodes 182 amino acids. Gene Ontology annotation, molecular function: lipid binding. The transcript is spliced from 3 exons. Lineage: Eukaryota; Viridiplantae; Streptophyta; Magnoliopsida; Asterales; Asteraceae. The record is from RefSeq and is a predicted model, not a curated record. Gene Ontology annotation, biological process: lipid transport.
UCACCAUCUCCACCGAAAACCCUCGGUCUGAAAUCAACUUUCUCAUUCAUACAGAAUCACAGUUUUCGGGCGAAAAUGGCAGCCACUACCGCCGUUUUGAUUUUAUGCAUCUCUGCGGUGGUGAUGAAUGUGUGUUUGGUCGAGUCGGCACACCACACAGGGGCACCGGCGCCAGCGGCGGACUGCUCAACGGUGAUACUGAACAUGGCAGACUGCCUGUCGUAUGUGACCGCCGGGAGCACGGUGAAGAAACCGGAAGGAACAUGCUGCUCAGGGCUGAAAACGGUAUUGAAAACAGAUGCAGAGUGUUUGUGUGAAGCAUUCAAGAACAGUGCUCAGUUGGGUAUAUCAUUGAACGUUACAAAAGCCCUAGAUUUGCCAUCGGCUUGCCAUAUCAAUGCCCCUUCUGCUACUAAGUGUGGAAUGAGUAUUGGAAGUGGAGCUUCUCCUGUUCAAUCCCCAAUGGCAGUUGGCCAGGCACCCAACAUGGCUGCGUCAGGACCAUCCAUGGCUCUUGCUCCUACACCGACGGCAUCCCAAAGCUCGGGUUCAUCUGGGCUAGCCGCACUAACCAUCUCUGUUUUUGUCGGUAUGCUACUAUCUGUUUAUUUCUAUUCAUACUGAGCAUACCUGUGUGUCAGGCUUCAUUACGAUCUAGUAUCUGGAAGUGAUAGUUUUUUGAGAGGUGAGACUAUGGGAUGAUGCUUGUAUGUACUUAGAUUUCCGUUACUAGAUUGUUAUCGACUUAUUUCUGUUUCUUGAUGUACUUCGUAGUAUUUUCUACCGAUUUCUUGUUAUUUUACGAGCUCCAUGUGUGAUUGUUAGUU